This is a messenger RNA of Medicago truncatula (barrel medic), 2716 nucleotides long. RefSeq lists its product as uncharacterized. Bases 320 to 2368 code for a protein of 682 amino acids. The record is from RefSeq and is a predicted model, not a curated record. Lineage: Eukaryota; Viridiplantae; Streptophyta; Magnoliopsida; Fabales; Fabaceae. The transcript is spliced from 2 exons.
AUAUUAUUAUUGAUUAUACUGUUACCAUUCUCAUCUGGCACUGUCAGAAAACUCCUAUUCAUCGAAGAAAUCGGACCCAUUUCGAAACCCUAACCCGAACCCGAUUCAACAUUCACCACCACACUCACUUCACGAUUCUCUCUUCCUCCCAUUUUUGCAGUGUUCCAAGCUUAAUUUUACUUCAGCUUCUUCAAGUACACGUGACGAUCUGAAUCUUCUUCAAUUUCCAUUUCAGCUCCAAAAACCUAGCGAUGAAAUGAGGUUUGAAGGGUUAUGCAGGGUUUAGCUUUUGUCUGAAGGGUUUUGUGAAGUUGUUUGGAUGGAAGCAAAGAAAGAGGAAGCCCUUAAAGCAAUAGAGAAUGCUGAGAAAAGAUUUUCUCAUCGAGACUUUGUUGGAGCAAAAAGUUAUGCUUUAAAAGCGAAAACAUUGUGUCCUGGAUUGGAGGGUAUAUCUCAAUUGGUGACCACUUUCGAAGUUUACAUUGCCUCUCAAGUUACGUGUAAUGGCGAACUAGAUUGGUAUUCUAUUAUGGGUUUAAAUCCUUCGACAAAUAUAGAAGCUGUGAAGAAACAGUACAAGAAGAUGGCUGGGUUGCUCCACCCUGAUAAUAACAAGUGUGUCGGAGCUGAUGGGGCGUUUCAUCUUGUUUCUGAGGCAUGGGCUAGGCUGUCUGGUAGUUAUGACAUGAAGAGAAAUGCACAAUUGGGUGCUGGGAAUGGAGUUAAUCACAAGGGUUUGUCUUCGGUUCAUGCCUCUGGUGGUAAUCAGGACACUUUCUGGACGAUCUGCACUUCUUGCAAAGUUCAGUAUGAGUAUCUGCGCAAGUAUGUAAACAAGAAACUCUCUUGUAAGAAUUGCCGUGGGAUAUUCAUUGCCCUUGAAACAGCCCCGGCAAAUGGUUCAUUCCCGUAUAGUCCUUGGUCAUAUGGGUCUAGCAGUGGUUAUGGAAGCCAUUCAUAUGAUGGAGUUACAUAUGUUCCCACUAAUGGUGCCUAUUUCAAUGGUAAUGGGGUCCCUGGAUACCAUUCGAAGCACGGGUAUGAGUAUGUUUCAAAUGUUCCAUAUCAAUUAGGCUCUGCCGGAUACGUCAAUCAAAAUGGAUCAACUACCUUAUCUGCUUGUCAAACCAACGGGAAAGCAAAGAGGGGAAGACCAAAAGUUAAAUCAGGAGCUGAUAGGAAGCAUUGCUUGACAGAGACAGUGGUCAAUAUAAGUUCAGAUGUAUCAUUCUCCCGGAAUGAACCACAGGAGGUUAAGCCGAGUAGACCUGAGAAGAAAAGGAAAGUUCUGGGAGCUAGUUUAAGAAAUGUUCAUGAAGGAAAGGGUUCAAAGUGUGCUUCAGAGUUGGCUUUGGCUAAUGGUAAUGGAAGCGUUGGGCAUGGCCAGAGGAUUUCCAGUACUAGUGAAAUUCCAACAAAACAGUAUUCCAUGGCACCAGCUUUUGAUGCAAGAAAAUUAUUGAUUGAGAAGGCCAGGACAGAAAUAAGGAAGAAACUGGAAGAGAUGAAGUUGGCAUCUGAAACUGCAGCCGCUGUUAUUGAGGGAAAAAAAUCUCAAGCCGAUGUUGGUCAGGUCAAAGGAGACAUAUGCACUAAAACAGCUCUGAAUGUUUCUGAUAAUCAGUUAGAACAUAGGAAAACGGUUCCAGUGACAAUUACUGUCCCAGAUCCUGACUUUCACGAUUUCGAUAAAGAUAGGUCAGAGCCGUGCUUCAAACCAAAACAAAUAUGGGCCUUGUAUGAUGAGGAGGAUGGGAUGCCCCGUUUGUAUUGUCUGAUCCGCGAAGUUGUCUCUGUCAAUCCAUUCAAGAUUAACAUUAGUUACUUGAGUUCGAAAACUGAUAGUGAGUUUGGCCCAGUAAACUGGCUUGUUUCAGGUUUCACCAAAUCUUGUGGAAAUUUCAGGGCCAUGACCUCUGAUGUUGUUGACCAAGUUAACAUUUUUUCUCAUGUUCUAAGCAGGGUGAAGGCCGGUCGAGGUGGCUGUGUUCGCAUAUAUCCCAAAUGUGGGGAUGUUUGGGCUGUUUACAGAAACUGGUCAACAGAUUGGAACAGAUCUACACCUGAUGAAGUAAGGCAUCAAUAUGAUAUGGUGGAGGUGCUAGAUGAUUAUUCUGAGGAGCUUGGUCUUUGCGUUAGCCCCCUUAUUAAGUUGGAUGGGUUCAAAACUGUGUACAAGAGAAAUGCAGACAAAAGUGCCAUUAGAUAUAUACCAAGAAGGGAAAUGUUACGCUUUUCGCACCAAGUGCCUUCGUGGUUGUUGAAGGGGGAGGAAGCAAGCAAUUUGCCUGACAAAUGUUGGGACCUUGAUCCAGCUGCAACUCCUGAUGAGCUCCUUCAUGCUGCCAUAGAAGCAAAUGCUUCGUAGGGAGGCAUGGUUGAAACACAUACUAUUUGGAGAACAUGUCGGCAUUCUUCCAAAAAUGUUUUAGAUUUAACUGUACACUGUCACACAUAGUUAGAAUCCAAUGUGAUUUUAACCAUACUGACAUUUUUAGAGAUUGAGAUCUUAUUUUGCAACAUUUCAAGUAACUAUUGUUAGAGGUCGAAACAGAUUGGCAUUGUAUUUGCUACUUGUAAUUGUAUUUCUGGUCAGGAUUUACAGGCAAAGAAUUAAAAUCUGAAAGAAAUGUUAAAGUUGUAACGUGACAAAAGUGAAGAAACAGUGAUUAGAGUUACUGCCAUGAAUGUGAAAAUACGCUUUUUGUAUUAUCAA